AUGGCGUUGAGCUUCAGAACCACUCGCCAUGCUACUCGAUUGGCCAAGGCCUCUCGACCGCUCUUCUCCGCUCGUCACUAUGCGACCGCUGAGCCUGACCUCAAGACUGCCUUGAAGGAGGUGAUUCCUGCCAAGCGGGAGCUCCUCCAAAAGGUCAAGGCCCAGGGAGAUGAGGUCAUUGGCGAGGUCAAGGUCAGCAAUGUCAUUGGUGGUAUGCGUGGCCUCAAGGCCAUGCUGUGGGAGGGUUCCGUACUCGACGCCGACGAGGGUAUCCGCUUCCACGGCAAGACCAUUAAGGAUUGCCAGAAGGAGCUUCCCAAGGGUACAUCGGGCACUGAGAUGCUGCCAGAAGCCAUGUUCUGGCUUCUCUUGACCGGUCAAGUCCCCUCGACGGCUCAGGUGCGCGCCUUUUCGCGCGAGCUCGCCGAGAAGUCGACGCUGCCCACCCACAUCCUGGACCUGAUCAAGUCCUUCCCCAAGAACAUGCAUCCCAUGACCCAACUCUCCAUUGCAGUUGCUGCCCUGAACACCGAGUCCAAGUUUGCUCAAGCCUACGAGAAGGGACUCAACAAGGCUGAAUACUGGGAGCCUACCUUUGACGACUGCAUCUCCCUGCUGGCCAAGAUUCCUCGCGUGGCUGCGCUCGUCUUCCGUCCCAACGAGAUUGACGCCGUGGGUACCCAGCAACUCGAUGUGACCCAAGACUGGUCCUACAACUUUGCUGAGCUGCUCGGCAAGGGUGGCGAGGAGAACCAGGACUUCCACGACCUGCUGCGAUUGUAUCUGGCCCUGCACGGUGACCACGAGGGUGGUAACGUCUCUGCCCACGCUACCCACCUUGUCGGUAGCGCCCUGAGCGACCCCUUCCUGAGCUACAGUGCUGGUCUCCUCGGUCUCGCCGGUCCUCUGCACGGUCUGGCUGCCCAGGAGGUACUCCGUUGGAUUCUCCAAAUGCAGGACAAGAUUGGUACCAAGUUCUCUGAUGAGGACGUCCGCGGCUACCUUUGGGAUACUCUCAAGUCCGGCCGUGUCGUCCCUGGCUACGGUCACGGUGUCCUUCGCAAGCCUGACCCCCGUUUCCAGGCGCUGAUGGACUUUGCUGCCACUCGUCCCGACGUCAUGGCCAACCCGGUCUUCCAGCUGGUGAAGAAGAACUCGGAAAUCGCGCCUGGAGUUCUGACUGAGCACGGAAAGACCAAGAACCCCCACCCCAACGUCGACGCCGUCUCCGGUGUCCUCUUCCACCACUACGGUUUCCAGCAGCCUCUGUACUACACCGUUACCUUUGGUGUCAGCCGUGCCCUGGGUCCUCUGGUUCAGCUUAUCUGGGACCGUGCCAUGGGUAUGCCCAUCGAGCGCCCCAAGAGCAUCAACCUGCUGGGCCUGGUCAAGAAAUGA
This is a messenger RNA of Penicillium oxalicum, 1398 nucleotides long. It is a transcript of the gene mcsA, whose product is annotated as putative citrate synthase Cit1. The transcript is spliced from 3 exons. Bases 1 to 1398 code for a protein of 465 amino acids. The record is from RefSeq and is a predicted model, not a curated record. Gene Ontology annotation, biological process: carbohydrate metabolic process; tricarboxylic acid cycle. Lineage: Eukaryota; Fungi; Ascomycota; Eurotiomycetes; Eurotiales; Aspergillaceae. Gene Ontology annotation, cellular component: mitochondrial matrix. Gene Ontology annotation, molecular function: 2-methylcitrate synthase activity.